This is a messenger RNA of Selaginella moellendorffii, 1175 nucleotides long. RefSeq names its product delta(14)-sterol reductase. The transcript is spliced from 13 exons. Lineage: Eukaryota; Viridiplantae; Streptophyta; Lycopodiopsida; Selaginellales; Selaginellaceae. Gene Ontology annotation, biological process: sterol biosynthetic process. Gene Ontology annotation, molecular function: Delta14-sterol reductase activity. The coding region runs from base 25 to 1137 and encodes 370 amino acids. Gene Ontology annotation, cellular component: endoplasmic reticulum membrane. The record is from RefSeq and is a predicted model, not a curated record.
UUAAUAUUUCUAGGGCUUUUGGGCAUGGCGUGGGCGGAUCUUCUCCAGUCCCCCUCCGCCGCAACGGGAGCGGCUCUUGUGGGAUUCUUGAGCUUGCUCGCAUUGCUGGAGGCUGUUCUUCCCGGGCAGCGCGUGUCUGGGGUGGAAUUGGCGGACGGGACGCGGAUAAUCUACAAAUGCAAUGGUUUGCUGUCGCUUGUGGUGCUCUUGGCGCUCCUGGGAGCGGCGGUUCCUCCAACGGUGCGUAUGCUUAGCAAUGCGGUUCUUGCGGAUCGUGGACCGGAGCUAUUCUCGACAACUUUGACACUUUGUGUCCUGCUGUCGAUUGUUCUAUGCCUGGCUGGCUACGCAUCCAAAAGUCCAAGCAGCUCUUUGAAAUGCCAGUCUUCCGGAAAUGCUCUUCACGACUGGUGGCUUGGGCUUCAACUAAAUCCUCAGUUUCUUAGCAUUGACAUCAAAUUUUUCUGGAUAAAGGCUGGAAUGAUCAGCUGGCUCCUGAUAAAUUUUUCAAUCGCAAGCAAGCAGAUCGAACAGGCCGGAUUCCUGACUCUUCCAAUGGCUUUAUACCAAGUUUUCUGCACGAUCUACGUGCUGGAUUUUUUGUGGUACGAAGAAUACAUGACCUCAACGUGGGACAUUAUUGCGGAGAAGUUUGGCUUCAUGCUAAUUUUUGGUGACAUGGUUUGGAUUCCCUUUACGUUUAGCAUCCAGGGAUGGUGGCUGCUUCAUAACAAUGCGGAAAUCACUCGAAUGGCUGCAUUUUUAAAUGCUCUUGUCUUCUUGGCAGGGUAUGCAAUAUUUAGAGGUGCAAACAAGCAAAAGCACGAGUUCAAGAAGAACCCAAAGGCUCCAAUAUGGGGGAAACCACCUGUUCUCAUCGGAGGAAAACUUCUCGUCUCUGGAUACUGGGGGAUUGCAAGACACUGCAACUAUCUAGGCGAUUUGCUUCUGGCUUUAUCGUUUAGUCUUCCUUGCGGGACCAGCUCGAUAGUUCCAUAUUUCUACCCCAUCUAUUUGUUCAUUCUUCUCGUCUGGAGAGAGCGACGAGACGAAGCAAGAUGCAGAGCCAAGUACAAAGCUGUGUGGGAAGAAUACUGCAAGGCGGUGCCAUGGAGAAUUUUCCCCAGGAUCUAUUGAUCAGUUAAGCUAAGGUCGCUUGAAAGCGACAUUUGGAA